AUGGGGAAUAAAACUGUAGGCAAGAAAGUUGACAGACCAAAGUCAAAAGCGGUUAUUAAGGAUAUUGACCUUGACCAGUUUAAGAAAUUUACUCAAGAGCCUAGAGAGUUCUUGAAUGGAAGGUUAGAAUUCAGAGAUAACCUUGAAGAAUGGGGCUAUAUGUGGGCCCAUAGGCUACUUGAAGACUCUUUCGUCAGAUCUAGUUUUGAAAUAGAGAAGGUCCUUAAGUCAAUAAUAGACUUAUCUUUAACCAAGAAUGAUCUGACAAUUUGUGAUGAAGGAGAGGCCCUCAAGCCAAAACUUAGUGAUAUUGAAAACCAUGAAUAUGACUUGCAAGAACUACAGAGAAAAUUAAAUCAAGAUAAGAAAGACCAAAUCAAGGAUAACUCCAGUCAUGCUUUACAGAAAGCAAUGAUAUUGACUCGUAAGAUACUCUGGCACGUUAGGGUUGUCGGAAUUGGAAUGGCUGCAAUGGGAGUAGUGCUUGAAGGAGAAAAGCAUGAUGAAAUGAUCCACCAUAUGGAGCAGAAGGUGGGCGAGGCUAAGAAAGAGUACAUCAAUAAAAUAUUCGAGCUUAGAGUCCACGACUUUAAAACCCAGUUCUUUGUAAUGAAAUAAAAUCUUUGAUAAGGUGAUUUAUGGUGAAGAUGAUGAGAUUCUGAAAAAGUCAAGGCUCGAUUCAGCUUUUGUAAUUUGUGAAGAGCUGUUUUUAUUAAUCUCUGAGCCUCAAUCUGAAUUAUAUAAAUCAGCUCAUAUGACAAUCGACUUGGUUUCUUGCUUCAUGAUCAUUCAUCUUGGGAUGUUGCAGCUUGCUGUUGAAUGUUAUGACUUGAACGACCAUAAAGAUAAAUUGAAUUAUUGUUGAGAGUUUUAUCCAAUGUUGAUAAAAUCAUACAUAGACCAAGCUAUCAGCAACUAUGUGAAGCCGAUCAUCCUCAACUACCACAAUCAGGUCUCUCGCUUGACAGAGAUGGAGGAGAUCUAUUAUGAAAUGAAUAAUUCAAUCAUCUACACUCUCAAAAGAAACAGUGAGCAUAUUAUUUGGAAUACCACGAGAGAGGAAAUGACCAGAGACAGGAUGUUUUACAAUUUCAAAGAGGGAAAAUUAAAAUUUGUCGAACCUUCCUACCUCAUCGGUCCAGAACCUCCUCUACUGUGAAGAGCAUUGAGAUAUGGCGUUGCAUUGAAGCUGGAGGAUCUCUACACUCCAUAUUCUGCAAGCAUCGACCAAAUUGUUUAUAAAUUGAAAAAUACUGUUACUGAAGAAACUGAGAUGGGAGAGAUUCAACUUAAAGAAGAUAGUCAAAAAGUUCAAGGCAACAACGAAGAGAAUGGCGUAGAUUUACUUGGACUCAAUGAACCCGAACCAAUAGAAGAGGAUAAAGAGGAAGCCAAAGAUGAAAAAUUAGAGACUCUCUCACAAGGAAGUGACGAUUCCUUCACAGCAGUAUCUUCAAGAAACUUUCUUCCUGAUGAUAACUUAAGGAACAGGUUCAACAAAGAACCUAAUGCAAGUCCAGUGAGAAAGACCAAAAAUUACAUAAUGAACAAGAUGGAGAAAAAGGAAGAUCUCAAGUGUAAUUUUGUGUCAGAAGACAAUUACCACUAUAACCAAUGAAUCAGAGUUGAACAGGCUAGGAAGACAAUUGCUGAAGUAAGAAAGAAAGCUCGAGAGGAACAGAAAUUACUUAAUGAGCUAUAUUCCAUCAAGGCUAAGCAGUACAAGUAUGAUGAAAUGACUGAAAAUUUCUCUCGACUGAUCUUCAUGCAGGAACUUUACGAGCUAAUGAUCGAUGAUGAAGAGCUGUACACAAAUCUGUCGGAAUACAUGAUAUUCCAUCAUGAGAACAAAAGAGUGAAAUAUUUCAGCAAUCUUGAAUAAA
This is a messenger RNA of Moneuplotes crassus, 1883 nucleotides long. Lineage: Eukaryota; Ciliophora; Spirotrichea; Euplotida; Euplotidae. The record is from the annotation of a GenBank genome assembly.